This is a messenger RNA of Cavenderia fasciculata, 465 nucleotides long. RefSeq names its product phosphopantothenoylcysteine decarboxylase (gene ppcdc). Gene Ontology annotation, biological process: coenzyme A biosynthetic process. Gene Ontology annotation, cellular component: phosphopantothenoylcysteine decarboxylase complex. The record is from RefSeq and is a predicted model, not a curated record. The transcript is spliced from 4 exons. NCBI's taxonomy places the organism in Eukaryota, Evosea, Eumycetozoa, Acytosteliales, Cavenderiaceae. The coding region runs from base 1 to 465 and encodes 154 amino acids. Gene Ontology annotation, molecular function: phosphopantothenoylcysteine decarboxylase activity; FMN binding.
AUGUAUUCAAAUAGAUUUAAAUUAACAAAUCAUAACAACGAAAAAGAUGACAAUAAUAAUAAAAGGAAGAAUUUAAUAAUAGGAUUUACAGGUAGUGUUGCAUCAAUUAAAGCAACUCAAUUAAUAGAAUCUUUAAAAAAUGAUUAUAAUAUUAAUAUAAUUGUAACAAAGAAUUCAUAUCAUUUUUGUAAAGAUUUAGAAGAAUUGGAAUGUGUAAAGAAUGAUAGUAUUGAAAUAUUCCAAGAUCAAGAUGAAUGGGAUAGUUGGUCUAAAAGAGAUGAUCCCGUUUUACAUAUUGAACUACGUAAAUGGGCAGAUGCUAUAUUAAUCGCACCUCUAUCUGCAAAUACAUUGGCUAAAAUUGCAAAUGGAAUGGCUGAUAAUUUAUUGACAUCAGUAAUUAGAGCAUGGGAUUUUAAAGAAUCAAACAUUUGGAAACGAUUGGUCAACUAUCAAAAAAUGUAA